UUCUGCUUCUAAAGCUUCGUGCGCUCUGCCUCUGCUGCUGCACUUUCCCUCUCUGCCUCUACUCAGCCGUCUGGCUUGGGUCCUCCCGCCGCCACCGUCAGUGCCAUGGAUGCCAAGAUCGUCGCCGUGCUGGCCCUUCUGCUGGCUGCGCUCUGCCUCAGCGACGGGAAACCGGUCAGCCUGAGCUACAGAUGUCCUUGCCGAUUCUUCGAGAGCCAUGUUGCUAGAGCCAAUGUCAAGCAUCUGAAAAUCCUCAACACUCCAAACUGUGCCCUUCAGAUCGUGGCAAGGCUGAAGAACAACAACAGACAAGUGUGUAUUGACCCGAAAUUGAAGUGGAUUCAGGAAUACCUGGAGAAAGCUUUAAACAAGAGGUUCAAGAUGUGAGAGGCGCAGGUUGGGUCAGACGUCUGAGGAAGCCUUACUGGGGGAGGCUGGGUCUGAAGCCAAUGUUAGGAAGGGCCCCCAGUGGUUUCCUUGUGCAGCCCAGACAGGUCAUAAUGCGUUUCCCAGAACUUUGUUUUGCACAGUUUGCCUUUCUUUCACUGUCUGAUUAUGUAGCAAAAUAUAAUCUGUUUUUUUCCAUUUAGCUUGAUUAUCCAAAGUCACUGGUGACAGAUAGGAACUUAGACUAAUAUUAUUUUACUUGCUUUAUUAUAAUAUCUUUAUCAUGAAGCCCCUCAUCUGACUAGGGUUGCCUGAAUUUUAUAUUCCUCUGACCUGCACAAGCUGGGACCCCAGACUGAGGGAGCCUUGCCUACAUUAUCAUGUCCUGGGAUGGGGAGCCACCAGGAGGUGUCAGGACCAGUCAGCAUGAGCAAACCCUAGUGAAGGUGGCCCUGUGCUGAAAGGAGUUAGGGGAGAUUAGGGUCUAGAGUGCCAGGCAGAGGGCUCAUCUCAUCCAGGUGAGCAACCCAGGGCUUCCCUGAGUUGAGGCAGGGAGGAGUAUGAGGUCAUGGUAGGGCCUCAUCCUGAGCUCUCCUCAACAUCUCAUCAUGUUCUUCUCAUCAUCCUCUCUCUCAUCCAUCAUCAUGUGCAUCUAAGACAGCCUCCAUGACCUUGGAAAAGGACUCUCUCAAGACAAAAGCGUUAAUUUAAACUGGGCACCGAGAAGCAAAUCAAAAUGUAUUCUGUUACAAGGUCCAGGAAAAACUGUGCACCUGUGUCUAGUUUGGAAUAUUGUGUGUUGUCCAAUCUUGUUUUUUUGUUGUUGUUGUUGUUCAAAGCCAUUAUCCUUGGUGCUUCAUUGUCAGUUCCCUAUAUGCAGAGGCUGAGUGUGAGGAGAUGCCCCAUGGGCUUUUAACCUGGCCCAAUUAGGGCUGUAAUCAUUUUGGGUGGAUAACCUUGUUUUCCCCACAAAUCACAAAGCUCUGGUGGAUCCACAGAGCCCAAGGGAAUUAAGAGUGCAGCAGCACUGACCUCUGAGGACACAGACUCUCAAAGUUACCAAAGAUGUUGAUAUCUCAGAACUACAGAGAAUUUUGUCUUUGUAGUGUCAAGCUCAGCAUUGUUUUUUGGGACUAACAGGAAUAACAAGAAAAGAAUGUUUAACUAUUUUUAUUUGAAAACCCAAUCCAUAAAAUAAUUAAUCCUGGGUAUAUAUUUUUACCCGAUUAAAAUCUAACUGCAUCUUUUUCACCGUUUGGCAAUCCCACCAGCUGUAACUUUGCACAGUGGGCCCUGGACCUUCUCUGCUGCAUCUGUCACCUUGUACUUCCAGGAUGUACAGCAGGGAAUUCCUCUUGGAAAAUGAUGUGACAUGGGAAAUUUGGUUAAGAACCCUGAUAUUUGGGAUGUUUCCCUUUACCAAGGGCAGUGUGUAGAAUUAAACAAUUUAAAAUUUUCACCUUUUGAAAAGGAAGUCACUAAGGGUUUUUCCCCUGUUUUGUUUUUUAUUUGGCCUGACUAAUACUUUUCCCCUUUGAUUAAAGAUCCAGUAAUUUUUUUAAUUAAGAAAGGGGGAAAAAUAACGGCAAUACAAGGAAAUGUAUCCAUUGACAGAACACUGCAAAUAACAUGUAGAAUGUGUAUUAUAAAAUGAUCUUGGAUUGUAGGUGUUUUUAGAUUUAAUAAUCUUUGGAUUAUCAGUAACACAUGUUAGGCAUUUCCAUAAGUAUUUCUUAAAUUGAAUCUUCAUGGCAGAAAGCCAUUCUGUCAACCAGACACUCACAUCCUUCAACUGGCUAUGCUAUAUUUAAAAAAAUAAAGUAUGGGGAACUUGUAUUAGUUAUAAAGGAUGCAGCUUGGUUUCAAGACACUUUUAAAAUUAACCUGUCACUACAUGGCUUCUGAAUUAUACAUGAAACUAUUGAAUUUUCGAUGGGAGGUAAUUUUUCAGGUAAUCUAAGAUAUUUAAAAGUCUCAUGGAAAAUGGAAGCAUCUUCUUUUGGAAUCCAUGAACCAGAACCAUUAAAUCUGCUACUCUGAGAAAAUGAACAUACCCCUAAAUCUUUACUACAGUUAAAUAAAGAAUCAUUUCUGUUUCUUUCCUAUAGGAGGAAAAAUGGGUAAGAGUAGAAACUGCAGGGAAAAUUACUUGUGUAACAAUGUCUCUAUGUGCAGUCUGCUCCUAAAAGGAAACUGACCUCCCAGCUAAAACAGAUAUGUGUUUAAACAGUUCAUUUGCAAAGAAAAUGGCUCUUUCGCUGUUGCUUUCAAAAUAUAAGUGAAGUGCGUCAGGUGAUUAGGAGUCACACAGCUGUUCCUCCUGAUCCAGUGCUGCCUCUACCUGACCUUCCCUUGGGCUCAGUGUAACCUCCAAUGCAGUCCUUUGCUGCCAGCCUUUGCAUCACAUGGGGAGGUUGGACUAGGGGACUGGAGCUCACAGGUGUGCUGUGUUUGGAAUCUGAAUCUGAAUCUGUGCAGUGUUUUGUUUGUACUGUUCUUUGUCCUGCUCUGGCCAGAUGCUGAGACCCCAGCGAGGAGGCUGAGUAUGAACAAGUAGAGGGCCCACAUAGCAAAAGGCUACAGUGCCCCUGUGUAAGUCCAAUGGGCGAUUUGAUUUCACCUUCCUUUUGUGAAUGCUGCCUGGUGUGAUCACCAUGAGCUCCCUCACUGAGGCUUCAAUUACUUUUCUCAGGUAUUGUGCCCUCUGCAGCUAGAGGAGAAUCAUCGUGGGGUCCUGAUUCCUUUACACCUCUCCCCUGACCCACUCUGAGGGAACCUCAAUCCUGGGAAUCACUCCCCAGGAACACCCAUGUCCUUCUCAGCAGGCUUAGCCAAGAUGAAAACCCCCACAGGAAACUUGUUAUUCCCCAACCUCUCUGGACUCUCAGUCUCUGAGCAGUGAUGGGUUCAGUGUUAAAUGUGAUAAAUACUCUACUUUUUUUUUUUAUAUGCAUCUCCCAGAUAAUGUGAAAAUGGUCCAGGAGAAGGCAGCUUCCUGUAAUGCAGUUUGCUUUUUUAAAAAAAACAAGUAACAAUUUCUUUUGAGAAACAAUUUCUACUUUCAUAUCAAUAAAAAAUGUAUAUGCACUUAUAAUUGUUCUAAUAAAGACAUAUAUUCAAAUAUAGCA
Messenger RNA from Artibeus jamaicensis (Jamaican fruit-eating bat), 3515 nucleotides. It is a transcript of the gene CXCL12, whose product is annotated as C-X-C motif chemokine ligand 12. The record is from RefSeq and is a predicted model, not a curated record. Bases 106 to 387 code for a protein of 93 amino acids. Gene Ontology annotation, molecular function: CXCR chemokine receptor binding; chemokine activity. Gene Ontology annotation, biological process: axon guidance; positive regulation of cell migration; induction of positive chemotaxis. The transcript is spliced from 4 exons. NCBI's taxonomy places the organism in Eukaryota, Metazoa, Chordata, Mammalia, Chiroptera, Phyllostomidae. Gene Ontology annotation, cellular component: extracellular region; external side of plasma membrane.